ACCAAAAAUGAAUAUAACUAAGAAAAACGUGUGGGAUUAUUAUAAAGAAUCGCGGAAUUUGCAAGCAAAGUGCAUAUUUUGCAAAUUGACUUUUUCCUACGUCAGUUUAAAAAAUUUUUAUAAACAUAUAGAUAAUGAGCAUGAAGACGACUUUAAAUCCAUUGUUAACGGAAAGCGAAGAAAAACGCCGGAGAUAUAUUACAACAAAUUAAAGUCAGUAUGUUUAGUUUGUAAGAACAUUGUUUCUCGUGAAAUGUUUCCCGAUCACAUACAAAACUCACAUUCUGUAGAAGAAGUGACAAAAUGUGACCAAAAAAUAAAUAAACAAAAAUAUUGCACACAAAUUAAUACUUUUGGCGUAAGGUGUAUGCUGAUGAAUUGUAAUAAAACUAUAAUAUUUGCUAUUGAAAAAACAGGAUUAAAAAAUCAUUUAGCAAGCAAGCAUAAGAAGAAAUGGAAAAACAAGCAAACGGGCGCAAUGUGUGUACCAAUUGAGGUCAAAAAUGCAGAAAAGAAAACACUAUUAGACAAUUACAGAUUGAUACCUGAGUGUUUUCAAGCAAAUUGCAAAUUUAGACUAUGCAUUUUUCGAGGAUGUUAUAUCAACACAACAAACUUUACAGAACAUGUAAUAAAAGAUCAUAAAGAAAUUUCUUCAUACGAAGAUAUUAACGGAGAAGGAUACCCGUGGAUGUAUUUUAAAUAUUAUGACGAAGAUUAUUCACAAUGUCUUCUCUGUCAAGAUAUCAAUACUGUAACGACUCUUGAGGACUUAUUAAAAUAUCAUUUAGAAAACACGCAUUUUGCCACAUUCCCUUUUAAUCAUAACGGCAGUAGUUGGGUGUGGAAAUACUGUACAAAGAUUAAAGAUUUUCAUGUGCGAUGUAACCUUUGUUCCAUCGAAAAGGAACUUGAUGUUCAAUUAACGGAUUUAAACCAGCAUAUUGAAAAUACACAUCUGAACGAGCCGACAAGUACGAAAAGAGCGUAUGACAUAGCUGGAUCAUCAGCAAGCCAACCAUAGAUGAAAAAGAGUGACAGUGGAUAAUGCUAACGGCGAUCAUGACAGCUAGCACGACAACCAGCACAAACGACAAUGUUAACUUGGUGAUUGAAACAAUCUAUAAUAUGAAAAUAUAAUAAUAUAUCUCUGACGUGUAAUAUUCGUUGUCUUUGUUCAUAAGAUGUUGUUUAUAAAAUUAUAAAUAUGUUUAUAAAUUUA
This is a messenger RNA of Linepithema humile (Argentine ant), 1222 nucleotides long. Lineage: Eukaryota; Metazoa; Arthropoda; Insecta; Hymenoptera; Formicidae. The record is from RefSeq and is a predicted model, not a curated record.